AUGGCUAAGAGCUUGCCAAUCAUAGACAUGCAAGAUAGCAUAAUUAGUGAUGAAAUAGUGAAAUCACUUGGACGUUGGGGCUGUUUCAGGCUUGUUAAUCAUGGAGUUCCACCACAACUCUUGUCGGAAAUAAUGGCCGUCGGCCGGUCAUUGAUGGAACUUCCGGUGGAAAUGAAGGGGCUAAAUGUUCACAGAGACAAAAGCUUCGGCUAUAUUCCGGUUAAUAUGACUAGUGCCAUGUUUGAGUCCUUAGGAGUUUAUGAUGCCACUUUACCUGAGGAUGUUGAUCAUUUUUGUGCUCAAUUGAAUCUAUUCCCACAUCAAAGGGAGGUGAUGGUAAAGUAUUCCGAAGCAAUUUAUGAUCUAACAAAAAAACUUGGGAGUGAGCUCAUGGAAGGUUUUGGUUUAGAAAGUGGAGAUUUGUUUAAGGAUUGGCCUUGCUUAAUGAGAUUCAAUAAAUACAACAAUAAUUCUGCAACAGUGGGAUUAACAGGAGCUACAACACAUUCUGAUAAAGGAUUUUUCACAAUAUUAUUGGAUGAUGAAUUAGUUAAUGGCCUUGAAAUGCUUGAUGACCAAACUGGGGAAUUUAUUCCUGCUAAUCCAAUCCCAGGUUCAUUUUUUGUUAAUGCUGGAGAUAUUGCUAAGGCAUGGAGCAAUGGAAGAAUUUGCAAUGUGAGGCAUAGAGUACAAUGCAAUGAACCAAGAGUGCGAUACUCCAUUACAUUCUUUAUUUUGAGUCCAAGAAAUGAAAAAGUGGAGACACCUUCUAAACUAGUGGAUUCUCAACAUCCUCCUCUCUAUGUUCCUUUUCAUUUUGAAGAAUAUUGUGCCCUUCGAACUUCAACCAAAUCCAUAAAGGGUGAAGUUCUUGACUUGUUUCGUAAAAAAUAG
Lycium barbarum (goji berry) is the source of this 894-nucleotide messenger RNA. Its product is annotated as 2-oxoglutarate-dependent dioxygenase DAO-like. The record is from RefSeq and is a predicted model, not a curated record. Gene Ontology annotation, biological process: auxin catabolic process. Bases 1 to 894 code for a protein of 297 amino acids. The transcript is spliced from 3 exons. Gene Ontology annotation, molecular function: dioxygenase activity; indole-3-acetaldehyde oxidase activity. NCBI's taxonomy places the organism in Eukaryota, Viridiplantae, Streptophyta, Magnoliopsida, Solanales, Solanaceae.